AUGGCUCUUCUGAAACUCACAAAAACUCGCGAAGAAGAUUUGCUGCGCGACAGCUCAUCUGAGCAGCAAGAGUUCUUCAUGCAAAGACCAACCGUCGAGAAGAAGCCAACGGAGGCUCCAAAAAUGCCGAACAACGUUGUUGCCCACGAGUUGCUUGCCGAUGGAUCCCGCAUGAAUCCAAAGAUCGAGAACUACUUGAACGCUCAACGUCUUCUCUCCGGAAAUGCUCAAGCAGAGCAACGCUUGCUUGAGCUCAACUCUGCUGCACAGAUUAAUCGAGGACCAGACGGUGUGUUCCAGUCGUCACGUCUUCACUUCGACAUGCUGCUCAACCGCGACGAGUCCAUUUUCCCAUCUGAUUAUCUCAACUUUGAUUCCAAGAUGAAGCGCUAAAUACGGCUGAUGUACUCUUUCCCUUCUCCGGAUUAUGAUUUUAUUUAUACAACCCUCUUUUUCCCGUGAAUUACCAUAAAUUAUUCUGUAAA
Messenger RNA from Caenorhabditis elegans, 485 nucleotides. RefSeq lists its product as uncharacterized. The record is from RefSeq and is marked reviewed. NCBI's taxonomy places the organism in Eukaryota, Metazoa, Nematoda, Chromadorea, Rhabditida, Rhabditidae.